GGUGGAGGAAAACUGCACAAUCUGAGCUGCUCCCAGCUCUGGGGAUGUAAAUUGAUGAGGUCACCGUGUUUUCCAGUCACAGAAAAGAGAGUUAAAGGAAAGUGUUGAACUUGUUUUUCGAGAGAGGCAAAAACUCCGAGGAGCAGAAGAGAGAAAUGGAGCAACUUGUGAAACUCCUCCUGUGGCAGAUCCUGCUUCAGCAAAGUUCUGUGGGCUCAUAUUCAGUCCCAGCUGAUGCCUCCAACCCAUCCAGCAGCGUGGUGGUGUCUGUGCUGAACAUCAGUGCAGCCCUGGGCUCCCAGGCCGUGCUGCCCUGCAAGAGCCACCGCAUAGUGUGGACCCAGGACCGCCUGAACGACCGGCAGCGCGUGGUGCACUGGGACCUGCUCAGCUCCUACUUUGGGGACAGCAGGAUGGAGAGGCUCUGUGACAUGUACUCGGCUGGGGACCAGCGUGUCUACAGCUCCUACAACAAGGGCAGGAUCCUCAUGCCCGAGAAUGCCUUUGCAGAUGGGAAUUUCUCGCUGGUGAUCAAAGGUGUGUCAGACAGUGAUGCAGGCACAUAUUCCUGUAACCUUCACCACCACUACUGCCACUUGUACGAGACUGUGAAAAUCCAGCUGAUCAUCGCCAAGGGAGACGAGGAGCCCAGCGAGUACUGGGACGGCGAGAAGCCGGUGCUGGUGGCCCCGGAGGGCAGCACGGUGACGCUGCCCUGCGUCAACCGCCAGCACAUCUGGACGGAGCGGCACAGCGAGGAGGAGCAGCAGGUGGUGCACUGGGACCGGCAGCCCCCGGGGGUGCCCCAGGACCGCGCCGACCGCCUGGUGGAUCUGUACGCGUCCGGGGAGCGCCGCUCCUACGGGCCCCAGUUCCUGAGGCAGAAGAUGAACGUGAGCCGCGGAGCCUUCGGCCUUGGGGACUUCUCGCUGCGCAUCUCGCGCCUGGAGAGCGCCGACGAGGGCACCUACUCGUGCCACCUGCACCACCACUACUGCGGGCUGCACGAGCGCAGGAUCUACCACCUGGCUGUCACCGAGCCGCAGAGGGACAGCAGGGUGGUGAACAUCACGGUCCCUGCUGCAGAUCCAAACGUGGUCAGGGGCCACAAUGUCAUCAAUGUCAUCAUCCCUGAGAGCAGGAUGCACUUUUUCCAGCAGCUGGGCUACAUCCUGGCCACUCUGCUGCUCUUCCUCGUCCUCCUCAUCAUCGUGGUGCUCGUCACCCGCAGGCGCCGGCACAGAGGUUAUGAAUACAACGUGAAGAAAUACGGAGAGAAGGACGUGAACCUUAAAGAAUUUACAGUGGACACAACAGAUCUGACCCCACACAAAAGUGAAGACAUCAGGCUGGAUUACAAAAACAACAUCCUGAAGGAGAGGGCUGAGCAAGCCAGAAGCUUCCCAGCAAAGAACAUUGAUUUAGACAAAGAUUUCAGGAAGGAAUAUUGUAAAUGAAGACACUCCCAAGCUGCUGGCUGGUCCAGAAGCUUCCAUCCAAGAUAGAUAACAUGGAAAAGAGAUGGUUUUUCUUAUUUCCAUCUCCCUCCAGUUCCCACAGAAUUUUUUCCACAUCCACUUUUUUUUUUUUUCCCCCACACAAGGGUGCAAAUGCUUCAUGAAAGAGUUAAACUGUCUUGUGUGCAUUUAUGGGGUUGCCUUUUCUUCUUCCUCUGUUCUCCCAAUCCUCCCUCCUUCCCCUUUUCUUUCUUGACAAUUAUUGUUGGAUUUUAUGCAUCAAUGAUUUUUAUGAGCUGAAUCAGCAGAGGUUUUGCUUUGAUGUUUCAAUGACACAAAUCCUAUAGCAUUUCCACAGGAUUCUGUGCUUGAAUGGAAUUUAUCUGUCUGUCCUGUAUUUAUUAAAGCAGCUGUCAUA
Messenger RNA from Agelaius phoeniceus (red-winged blackbird), 1875 nucleotides. RefSeq names its product matrix remodeling associated 8 (gene MXRA8). Gene Ontology annotation, cellular component: membrane; cell surface. Gene Ontology annotation, biological process: cell differentiation; cell adhesion. The record is from RefSeq and is a predicted model, not a curated record. NCBI's taxonomy places the organism in Eukaryota, Metazoa, Chordata, Aves, Passeriformes, Icteridae.